Molecule: messenger RNA, 873 nt
Organism: Coffea eugenioides
Lineage: Eukaryota; Viridiplantae; Streptophyta; Magnoliopsida; Gentianales; Rubiaceae
Product: AP-4 complex subunit sigma
Exons: 4
Coding region: 176-607 (143 amino acids)
Biological process (GO): protein transport; vesicle-mediated transport
Cellular component (GO): intracellular membrane-bounded organelle
Source: RefSeq, a predicted model, not a curated record
AGAGUCCAAAUUCUGAACAAAGGCAAAGACCCGACGGAGAGCAAUCAAUCAAAUUAAAGAAGAAGCCUGCGGCGGGUUCCGGUUCCAUCCGCCAGCCAACUUCCCGUUUUCUUCCUCUUCUCAUCAUCUUUUUGUUGAGAUUUAAAUUAGCUUUUACUGAAUAAUAAUAAUAAGAAUGGGGAUAAGAUUCAUACUGAUGGUGAACAAGCAAGGGCAGACAAGGCUAGCCCAGUACUACGAGUACCUCACCAUUGAAGAAAGACGUGCCCUUGAAGGCGAAAUCGUCCGCAAAUGCCUCGCUCGCACUGAGCAACAGUGUUCAUUUGUUGAGCAUCGGAACUACAAGAUUGUUUACCGGCGAUAUGCAUCCCUGUUUUUUCUGGUCGGAGUUGAUAAUGAAGAAAAUGAACUUGCAAUUUUAGAGUUCAUACACCUGUUGGUUGAAACCAUGGAUCGGCAUUUUGGUAAUGUGUGUGAGCUGGAUAUCAUGUUCCAUCUGGAGAAAGCACACUUUAUGUUGGAGGAAAUGGUUAUGAACGGGUGUAUCGUUGAGACUAGCAAGUCUAACAUUUUGGGCCCAAUACAGCUGUUGGAAAAAGCUUCAUAACUCGUUUUUAAAGAUGUUGCAGCUAUAACGAAGAGUUUGUGUAAUUUCCUUCUUUUUUUUUUUUGUUGUUAUCCACUUGUUCAGUCGUUAUCUAUAUUAGAGACGCAAUUGAUUGUUUUGUAGAUGUCAUCGAGUUCUAAUCCAUGAAGUGAACAUGGGAGGGUGAGCUGGUUAGAGGCUUGUAGUGUGUCAUCCUGUAAUUGGUGUUACAGAAAUAAAUUGGAGUUGGACAUUUAUUUUUGGUAAGUUUGAGAUUUCAACCAGAA